UGACAGAAAAUACUAGAAGAAGAGCCACUAGUUCGCUGGAUUGGCUUGCCCAGUAAAAACAAGUUAUAGUGGGGUAUGUUUAUCCUCCACACCAGUAACUCGAGGUCUUUUGUCGUCUUUCUAUAACACUAACUAUAAUAACCAUGGACGGCGAGGAAGAAAGCAAGCCAAUAGAACUGAUGGAAGUGAAAGAAGAAAGUGAAGAACUGACUGAACUAGAAGAGAUGCAUCAAAAUCAAGAACCAAAAAUACUUCACAAAACCGAAACCAAUAUUUUUUUCUCUUGCCCUCAGUGCGGAAAGAGUUUCACACAGAAAGCACACCUCAAGGAUCACAUACGAAUUCACAUUGGAGCUAGGCCUUUCACGUGUCAUCACUGUGGAAAGGAUUUCACACAAAAAACAAACCUUAAGGAACACAUGAGAAUUCACACUGGAGAGAAGCCUUUCACAUGCCAUCUGUGUGGAAAGGGUUUUACCCAAAAAGGGCAACUUAAGAAUCACAUACGGAUUCACACUGGAGAGAAGCCUUACAUGUGCCAUCAGUGUGAAAGGAGUUUCACACAAAAAGGGCAGCUUAAGAACCACUUGAAAAUUCACUCUGGUGAGAGGCCUUUCAUUUGCCUACAGUGUGGAAAGAGCUUUUUACAUAAAGGAACCCUUAAGGAUCACAUAAGAAUUCACACUGGUGAGCGGUUAUUCAUGUGCCCUCAGUGUGGAAAGAGUUUCACACGUAAAGACAUCCUUAAGAAUCACCUGCGAAUUCAUUCUGGAGAGAAGCCCUUCAUCUGCCUUAAUUGUGGAAAGAGUUUCACAAAAGCAGCAUAUCUCAGAAUUCAUCAGCACUCUCAUUCCAAAGAAAGGCCAUUUGACUGUGAUCACUGUGGAAAAAAAUUUCUUUCAGCAUUACAGCUAAAAAGACAUUUGAAAAUUCAUGCAGAUGAGAAGUCUUACCCAUGUUCUUUUUGUGGGAAAACUUUUUCAAUGAUUGAAUAUUUGAAAAAGCAUGAGAAAAUACAUACUGGUGUGAAAGCUCAUGUGUGUUCUGAGUGUGGAAAUAUAUUUUCUACAAUUACUUUCUUGAAAGAGCACCAAAGAACCCAUACUGGAGAGAAACCUUACACAUGUUCUCAUUGCGGAAGGCAUUUCACUCAUUCAAGUACUUUGAAAAAACAUGAGAGAGUGCAUACUGGAGAAAAGCCAUACCAAUGCCUUAUAUGCAUGAGGAGUUUCACUGCAUCAAGUACUUUACUGAGACAUAGAAAAACAUGUUGCCAAAAGCUGUUGUCACUGUGAGCAAAGAGCAAAUAUCGGGGUUCCAGAAUGCAGAUAUAUGAGUGUUUUUCCAGGCUGUGUGACCAAUUUUGGUAGAGAGUUUUUUUUCCCCCUUCGGUGACUCACUGGAUAGGGUUCAAACUUGUUUUGACCAUGCAGCAUGAUUUAUUUAAACACCCAUGCGCAAAACAUAAAAUUGUGAUGUACAGUGUGAAGUGCUGCAGUGUGAAGUCUGCCCAAAAUUCUAUUACAAAGCCCCUGUGAAAGUCAGACACUACAAAUCUACCCCAUUUAUAUUGUAAAAGUGGCAGACGUAUUUAUAGUAUUUAUACAUGUUUAAAAACUGAAAUACAAUCUUUAAUUCAUCCUGAUAAUAAAGAGCCAUGCAUGGUUUUACAUGUG
Messenger RNA from Ctenopharyngodon idella (grass carp), 1676 nucleotides. Its product is annotated as gastrula zinc finger protein XlCGF8.2DB-like. Lineage: Eukaryota; Metazoa; Chordata; Actinopteri; Cypriniformes; Xenocyprididae. The record is from RefSeq and is a predicted model, not a curated record. The transcript is spliced from 2 exons. The coding region runs from base 144 to 1295 and encodes 383 amino acids.